This is a messenger RNA of Peromyscus maniculatus bairdii (prairie deer mouse), 1102 nucleotides long. The record is from RefSeq and is a predicted model, not a curated record. NCBI's taxonomy places the organism in Eukaryota, Metazoa, Chordata, Mammalia, Rodentia, Cricetidae.
CUUGCACCUGGGUGCUGUUGACCCCCUGCAAAUCAUUCCCUAACAACAGGACAUUGCUCUGAAGUGUGUCCAGGUCCCCAGUGCAUCGGAACUGCUAUGUGCCUCCUUCCUACCAGCCUGUGGGGGUUCUGCAGCUGAGUUCAUCACCAGGGACAGGUGACCUGAGCUGUCCCUCGAGCCCAGCUCCCAUUUCCUUCUGGUUCUGGCAGAUCUCUUCGUUAUGACCUGGCUGCUGGGGUUCGUGGACCCCACAGAGCCCAGCUUUGUGGCUGCCGUGUUCACCAUUGUGUUUAGUCCUCUCUUCUGGAAUGUGCAUCGUGGCAGAUCUAGCUCAGGUCAGAGCGUUGCAGGUGGCUUAUUUCCUCCUGUCCACAGCCCCUUGGCCAGGCCACAGGUAGCAAGGUGGGAGCAGAGAACUCGCAAGUUGAGCAGGGCCUUCGGGUCCCCCUACCUAGCCUGCUAUUUCCUGGGCAGCAGCAUCCUGCUUCUGAACGUCCUCCGCUCCCACUGCUUCACACAGGCCAUGAUGAGCCAGCCCAAGAUGGAGGGCCUGGAUAACCACGCCACCUACUUCCUGGGCCUUGUACUCCUGGGUGGGGGCAUCGUAUUUGUGCUGUCCAGUUUCUUUGCACUGGGGUUCACUGGGACCUUUCUAGGUGACUACUUUGGGAUCCUCAAAGAGGCCAGAGUGACCACAUUUCCCUUCAAUGUGCUAGACAACCCCAUGUACUGGGGAAGCACAGCCAACUACCUGGGCUGGGCACUUAUGCACGCCAGUCCCACAGGCCUGCUGCUAACGGUGCUGGUGGCCCUCGUCUACGUGGUGGCUCUCCUGUAUGAGGAGCCCUUCACUGCUGAGAUCUACCAACAGAAAGCCACCAGGCUGCACAAAAGGAGCUAACAGGGCCGUGGGGGAUCUGUGGACAGCCGGACUGGCCUCCCGGCUGCCCCGGGCAUCAACCGUCCUUGGGGAGAGCAGCACUGGCCACUGCGCCUGGGCCUUGGAAACCAGUCGUGGGGAGCCCAGGCAUUAUGCCAUGUGACCACUGAGCCUCCCAUCCCCACCACGCCCCGACACACUAAUAAAGGCAUUGUGACCUCA